UCUCUCGGCCUCGCUCAUUUAUAGAAACAACAAUAUUUUGGUAAACAUACAACCAUCUUUUUCGCAUGAACUGAAAACAAGACACCUGAUAAAAAUUCAACGAACAGAAUGAAUAGGACGAUAACGAACGGCGAACAGAACAAAAAGCAAUAAGGAAAAAUAAUAAUCUGUCAAAUCGAACAAAAGAAUGAGAUAAGCUUAUUAACGAUAUGAGUUUGAGAGAGUGAGAAGAUAUUUAUUUGGUAAAAAAGUUCUAUUCAUGUUUGGCUGCUUUCACUUUAUCAUCGGGUUGACGGGUUGCUCUUCUGUACUUUUGUAAUAGAAAGACAAAAAUAAUAAUAAAAUCUUAUACAAAAAGUUUAGAUUAUUUUAUAUAUUUAUUUUUGUUUGUACAUCUAUUUAUGAUUUUGACAUUCUUAAAAGAAAAAAAAAUGACUCCGAAACAAAAUAUAUAAAAAGAAAAAAAACUCAGAAGAAUAUACAUAUGUACGAAGUACGAUAGUGUUACUGUCAAGAAAAAUUUAGAUUUCAAGAAUAUUAUUUGUCGAUUAAAUUUUAAUUAACCAAACAAGUCCAGGGGCACUUUAAUCAAAUAUCAAACAACAAUUAAUUGACUUUCGAAAUCGUCGAUCCGAGACAAAGGGUCUCACCCGUAGUUUCAAAAAAUCUUGUAAGAAAAAGUUAGUGGGAACUUCAAACUGCGACGAAGUUUAUUAAAUUUAGUUGGUUAGUGUUUGGGUUUUAUUUGUGGAGUAAAUCUCAUGUGUUUAAGUCGUAGUGCUGGAGGAAAUUGUGGAACGGAUUAAGCGUAUCAUGGACAGCAGCAGUUCGGUGGCCCAUCAUCAUCGUAACAGACAGCAGCAGUCUCAUGAUCCGCCUCCACCAUCCUCGUAUAUUUUGCUCGAUGGAAUUGUGGUUGGAAAUCAUAUUGGCAAUAGAGUAAUUGUCAGUAACAGUGGGUCCACAUCCACACAUUCAGGCGGGCAGCCUCCUCCAGGUUUGUCGGGUUGUGGUGGAUCCCAAAACACAAAGAAAUCAUGGUCUGAAUUAACUGCUGUGGUCAAUGACCAGCGUAAACAGGUUGCCAAUUUAUCGAGUAUGGUUCCAAUGGAUGUUAACUUUAGAACAUUAUCGGAUGGCAGAAUUCGUAUAUAUUUCUUGAGUACGCCACCCAAUGCAUGGGAAACUACUCUCCUAUCGACGGAUGUUCAUUUCAAUGAACCGAGUUCACCUUCAAAAAGGCUUAAUUGGAACCUUGUGCUGGAACAGUCAAUAUCUUCUGUUGCUGGCAGCAAUGUUUGCUCCAGAGAAUUUCAACUGUUGCAAGAACGAAAGAGAUUGUCAACUUGGGGUAUUACAUCCUAUGAACUACACAAACCCAGCGGGAAAAUUGUCUUUCCAGUUUUGAGUGAUUUGUUUCAAUGUUUAGAUACGGGUUAUAAUCCUGCUCCAUUAUUUCCAACACAACUGCGAACGUGUCCUGCUUGGGCAGCUCUAGAUCCACAGAUAUGUCCACAAAACUCAGAUUUAAUAGCUUACAUAAGUGGUGGUGAUAUCUGGGUAACACACACAUUAAGUGGCCACGAAGAGCGCUUAACCUUCGCUCAUGAUGGCCGCCGAUCAUUUGCAGAUGAUCCUUUAAGUGCUGGAGUACCAUCGUAUGUUAUGCAAGAGGAAUUUAGUCGCUAUCAAGGCUACUGGUGGCAACCAAACUGUGAAGAUGGAAUUUAUCGAAUAGUUUACGAGGAGGUAGAUGAGUCAGAUGUUGGUUUGUUUACAUUUCCUUCAUCUCAAGCGGUUGUUGGUGAAUUAGAAGAAUACCGUUUCCCACGAGCUGGUACACCCAAUGCAAAGUCAAAAUUAAAAAUGGUUCAAUUUGUUCUGAACGAAUCCCUGCAAAUAAGCGAAAUAUGUUUGAAAAAUCUCCCAUACUCUUUGUCGGUGGUUAUGCCUUGGCUGGAGUAUAUCGUUCGAGUUGGAUGGACACCAGAUUCAAAAUACGUGUGGAUGCAAGCAAUGGAUCGAAAACAGCAAAGAUUAGAUCUCGUAUUAAUACCUUUGGAUAAUUUUUGUGAGACCUACAGUAGUACCGCUUCAUCGCCAUCUGGGUCAGCGGAUCAUAGUUGGAAAAGUACAUACAGUAGGACCAUAAGCCCACUUCAUGUUCUUUACUCCACACAAACAGACACCUGGAUAAAUGUACAUGAUCUGUUGUAUUUUCUUGAAAUAACCGAUACAACAGUUACAUUUUUAUGGGCAUCGGAAGAGACUGGCUUCAGGCAUCUAUAUUUAAUUACCUCGAGUUUAAGUGGAACACCAGCAGUAAAUGGCUGCAAGGACAACGCAAUGCAAAAUGAAAAUCUAGAGAGUCACAAUGCUUCAACUUUAGUUCCCAUUUUAAUAAAUAAAGUUGCUAUAACUUCUGGUGAUUGGGAAGUACUUGGACGAAACCUAUGGGUUGAUAAAGCACAGCAAUUAGUUUAUUUUCUUGGCUUAAGAGAAACACCAUUAGAAAAGCAUCUGUAUGUAGUUAGUCUUCAGAGACCCGAACAUGUUCGUUUACUUACAGAACCUGGUUAUUCGUAUCAAAUUGAAUUUGACGAGGAAUGCAAAUUAAUGAUGCAAGUUUAUUGUAAUAUUCAACGUCUUCCAUCGUGUAAAGUGGUGAAGGUAUCUCAAAGUUGUCAAAGUGGCGGUGUAAAUGGAAUCCAACUUAUACCAAUGGGCUAUUUGCAUGAGGGCGCCCAACCCGAAGCACAGUAUUGCCCACAAAUCUAUCGGCCUAAACUGCCAUCAGGUGAUGUUGUAUAUGCGAUGGUUUUUAAACCACACAAUUUUCAAUUAGGUGUAAAGUAUCCUACAGUUUUGAAUGUUUACGGUGGACCUGAGGUUCAAACUGUUAAUAAUACUUUUAAAGGAAUGAGACAACUACGAAUGCACAUGCUUGCAGCGCAGGGAUAUUGUGUUAUAUGCAUCGAUUCAAGAGGUUCCAGACAUCGUGGUAUCAAAUUUGAAAGUCAUAUACGUUGUCGCAUGGGAACUGUGGAAUUGAAAGACCAAGUUUAUGGACUUCGAAUUUUGGCCGAACAAUUAGGAUACAUUGAUAUGAAUCGUGUUGCUAUACAUGGUUGGUCAUAUGGUGGCUACCUUAGCUUAAUGGGACUAGCUCAAUUUCCAGAAAUUUUUAAAGUUGCUAUAGCUGGUGCCCCAGUAACUAAUUGGGAAUUCUAUGAUACUGGUUAUACGGAACGUUAUAUGGAUCUACCGCAGAACAACCAACAUGGUUAUACCAUGGGAUCGGUGCUGAAUUAUGUGCAUUCUUUUCCAGAUGAGGAUAACCGUUUGCUCAUCAUUCAUGGCUUAAUCGAUGAAAACGUACACUUUUACCACACGUCACAACUUAUAACCGCUCUCGUCAAAGCCAACAAACCCCAUCAAUUGCAAGUUUAUCCUAAUGAAAGACACUCAUUGAGAAAUCUCGAGUCAAGUAAGCAUUACGAAACAAAAUUAUUAUCUUUUUUGCAAAAUAAUUUAUGAAGUUCAUAAGUUAUCCCGUCAUUUAUAUGGACACAAAAUUCAAAAAAGGAAAGCUAAACAAAAAAAAAAAACAAAAAAUCGUGUUGCAAUAUUAAACAAUAGUCGUAUGUAAGAAAAUUUUAAAUAUAUAUAAAAAAUUAUACCAGAAAAAAAAGAUAUAAAACAUUUUAUUUUUUAAUGUAGAGUGUUAUUUGUUUUUGUCACUUUUAACUUUAAAUAAUUUGUUGUUUGACGCGCUACUAUACAGAAAAAAAUAUUGUUAUGCAAAAAAUUUGAAUAUACAUAAGAAAAAUCCCGA
Molecule: messenger RNA, 3835 nt
Organism: Eupeodes corollae
Lineage: Eukaryota; Metazoa; Arthropoda; Insecta; Diptera; Syrphidae
Product: dipeptidyl peptidase 9
Exons: 11
Coding region: 814-3537 (907 amino acids)
Biological process (GO): proteolysis
Molecular function (GO): dipeptidyl-peptidase activity; serine-type peptidase activity
Source: RefSeq, a predicted model, not a curated record